CACACACACACACACACACACACACAGAGGCAAGCACAAAGGACUGGUGUUUCACCCAUACUAUGCCUGCAGUUCCAAUGGGAAUUCUACUUUGUCAUUGCUAAGUUUAACGUGUGUAUGGCUUAAAUACUGCACACUGUAAAUAAACACCCAUGCCAGAACCCACAUUCAGAACAGACUACACCUUUUCCGAGAAACAGAUUUUUUUUUAAAGUUCCCUUCCUUAAUAUCAGUUUUCUGUACCGUUCAGUGGCAAUAACAGUCAAGCACAAUUAUUUGACCGCAUCGCAGAUCCAACUGUAUAAAUUUUCACAUUGGCUGCAGAGUAAACAAAGACUCGGGUACAAACCAAGUAUCUAGUAACUUAUCAGAUGUCUCUGGUGGAGCCCAGAGCACAAGCAUGUGUUCACUGGAGAUGUACAAGACCAAUAUUUUAUUAUUUGUUUAGAAUGUAAAUAAUAUGUAUACCACGUGCAUUAUUAGUUCCCUGGCCGUUUGUAUUCACUGUAGACCUGGGAAGUCUCCCUAAACAGUUUUAAACUUUCCACUGUGCGUUUCUGUAGCCUACAGCAAGCUUAUUUUAUGGUGUGACAUUUGCACAUCGCAACGUGUACAGGUUUUGCUCGUAUUCCUAUACUGUGCGCUUCUGGCCACGGACGGUCCCGACUUCCUCGGCUUUCCCUAACGGGAGCUCGCGAGUCCCCGUCCGCGGGACUCCACUCCGGCCCGUGUUUUGCGCGGAGCUGACGGGCUGCUCACAGGCCGGUGGCUGGGUUUUGCUCGGCUGUUGUCCUGAUAUCACUCCGCUAGCAUGGAGGAGGGGAGCGCUUGAUGAUUGUGAUGGUGGCAGCUGCUGCUUGCGACCGACACGUUCACGUCUGGAGGAUUUCCUUUCGCGCACCCCUCCACGGCCAGCGCUUUCGGGACUGCACGCCUUGUCCGCGCGCGGGGGUUUUUACCCACCGAGCUGAUGGAAUGCAAGUUCACGAAACUACUCCGGAGCCCGUUCGCUGCAGAUGGCAAAACUUUUUUCCAAAAGGACAACACAAUAAAACGACGGGCUCGCACCGGCGCGCGUUCUGAUGGUCGCGAGUAACAUCCGGAUGUUUCAUGGAACGGUAGGCGCGCGCGAGUGAAGCCUGGCACGUGAAGACGGCGGAGCGAGCCGGGCGCCUCGUUUGGUCCCGUACUUUGUGACAUUGUUUCGAGCCUCGCUGGGCUGCGCUGGAACCACACUGGAUGGUUGACACGGCGGUUUUCCCACAGGGGGGUCGCUGCCAGCACCGCGCGCUUGGAGUCGUUUGAAACCCCCUCCCCAGUCCACUCACUCGGGCUCCCUGGCGAAGCGGACUUCCGUCCCAGUUUGGAGCGUGACAAGCAGUCAGGGGGCUUUGACAGAGUUCUUCCCAAAUACCGUGCAGCCAGGCACAGAUGGGGGAUUUUGCCAGCUCCGCUGCCGCGAACGGCGGAGGCAUUUGCAUUAACAGCAGCAACGUAAACCUCAGCGCGAGUAACAGCACCAGUGGCAGCAGCGUGGGCAUCCCCAAGCACAGCACGGUGGUCGAGCGCCUCCGCCAGCGGAUCGAGGGCUGCCGGCGGCAUCAUGUCACCUGUGAGAGCCGGUACCAGCAAGCUCACGCCGAGCAGAUCGACAUUGAGCGCCGGGAGACGGCGACUCUGUAUCAGCGCAGCCUGGAGCAGAGGGUGAAGAAGACGGGCGGCAAGCAGCAGAACAAGCAGCCAGACCCAGACGCCACCGCCGAGCAGCGCAACAGCACGCUCAUAGCGCUCCAGGAGACAGUGAAGAGAAAGUUGGACAGCACUCGCUCUCCCUUAAAUGGCGAUCAGAACGGGAUCUGUGAUGGAAGCUACUCUCCCACCACCAAGCGACUGCGGAAGGAUGCUGGCGGUGGGCUGGACUCCCUGGGCACGCUACCCGGCAACGUGCCCCCCAUCUCACCCCUCCACCAAAUGGACAUCAAGCCCACGAUACCUACGGGCAACGGCAGUGCCACAUCAAACAGCAGCGCGCUGGGGAACGGGAGUGCUGUUCCCAACCACGUGGCGGGGUUGGCAGAGGACCUGGGCAAGAAUGGCGGCAUGACGGAUGUCAAACUCAACGGCUCCCUGGACCUGGACGAUGGCUUUGGCCUCCUGAAGGACCUGAAGCAGGAACCUCUGGACGACACGGGCGGGAUAGAGUCGUCCGACACGUCGCUGUCCAAUCAGAACAAACUCUUCUCGGACAUUAACCUGAAUGACCAAGAAUGGCAGGAGCUGAUUGACGAGCUGGCCAACACGGUGCCCGAGGACGACAUGCACGACCUGUUCAACGAGGACUUUGAAGGGAAGAAGGAGGUCGGGGACUUCGGCAGGCCGGCGCCGGAGCCGCCGCAGCACCCACAAGAGGCCCCGCCCCCCCUGGUUGCUACGGCGCCCAGCAACCCGCCGCAGACUCAGGGCGGGCAGAUGUCCACGGGCUCGCCGCAAGUGCGGCCGGCGUCGUCUGGGCCGCCGUUCGCCACGGCAGCCAACGGCACGCCCCCUCAGCAACCCCUCCAGCAGUCGCCCGCGGUCGCCAUGGCAUCAGGGUCCCCCGCCAACUGCGUGGCCCGAUCCCCACAGACCCCCACGCAGGCCCAGACGCAGGCCUCCAGGCCUGGGAAUGGAUUUCUGAUGAACCCGGGUCCCGGUGCGGGUCCGGUGGGGUCGGCGGCAGCGGGCGGCUCUGGGGCCGGAGCGGGGGCGGGCGGAACAAUGCCCGUAUCCGUGCCUCCCACCGCCGAGCUCUCGCCGGCCGAACAGCUGAAGCAGAUGGCAGCUCAGCAACAGCAACGUGCCAAACUGAUCCAACAGAACCAGCAGUCGCAGGGGGCGAGCUGGUCGCCCGCGGCCCCACCCACCAGCCCCUACGGGGCCCCCACCAGCCCCAUGAUGUACCCGCAGGGCUUCAACGGCCCCAGCUCCAUGGUGGCCAAGCCACUGAACAACUACGUCCCUCAGAAUCACAUGAACAUGCUGAACCAAUCGCAGGCAGCGUCUCAGGCGCCCGCCGGCCUGGGUGCCCCAAACGCCCUCAACAAGCAGCUGUCCUACAGCAACACCAAACCGCUCAGCCAUUUCAGCGGCGUGGAGCACAUGAGUCACAGAAUGACUCCGCCCAUGGCCAACCAGGCCAAAAAUCCCAUGAUGCCCUACAUGCACAGCACCGGGGCCCAGACUGGGGGUCCGACGCCUGCUCAGGGGCCCAUGCCUGGCCAGACAGCGCACCUGACCGAAGAGCAGAAGAGGAUGAUGUUGAUGAAGCAGAAGGUACUUGGCCAGGCGUUACCAUACAGUCCCAUGCGGCAGCACGCCCAGGAGCAGGGUGUGGUCAGCAUGGCACGCCAGGCCGGAGCCGUUCAGCCCCCUCACGGAGGGCCAGGGGGCGUGGCCUCUGCAGGGCCCAAUGGCGUAGGCCCGGGGGCGGGGCCAGGCGGUUACCUGGGCAACCAGCAGCAACAGCAGCAGGCGGCCAUGAUGAAACAGAUGAUGGCUAUGGAGCAGGAGAAGAGAGUGCAGCUCCACCUUCUGGAGCAGCAGAAAGCACAGUUACUGAGGGAGCAGCGUCAGCAACAGCACCACCUACUGGCAGAGCAGUUACAGCAGCAGCAGCACAGACAGAUGAACCAAUCACAGAGGAGUCCCUACCAACAGUACCAGAGUACGGCGCAGGAUAUGGCCGCGAGGAACCAGGCACUGCAGAAUAUGCGCAGUGCCCGUCUGCUUCAGCAGCAGCAGCAGCAGGGCCUGCUCCAGAUGACGCCAGUCCAGAACCCUGGUGCUAUGCCCACUCAGGGCGAGAUGGGCAUGACCUACAGCAGCCAGCCUGCCACCCAGGCGGGCAUGUACCAAGGCAUGAACUCGGGAUUGGGUCAGAUGCUCCAGCCCCCACACCACCCCAGCCAGAGUGGCAUGGCCAUGGCACAGAGACCUGCGGGCAGCAGCAGGCAGGGGAUGGGAGGAGCCACGGCCGGAGGAGGGUACGCCCAGGCCCUGCUCAUGAACCCCACGCAGAUGAAGUCGGGCGGCGUCGCUUCCAGCGGGCAGCCGAUGCCGAAAGCCCAGGCGCAGAGACUGCAGAGCAUGAUGGGAGGUGCAGGCCAGGGUUGGCCCGCACAACAACAGCAGCAACAGAGCAUUCAGGCGAUGGCCGGAAGGACUACAAACGACAUGGUGGCGUUUAACAGCAACGCCGCCUACGCCAUGCAGGGCGGGCAGCCGUCGAGAAUGCCCAAGCAGCACUUCGGCCAGGCCGUGGGAGGUCAGGGCAUGGUGGAUCCACGCGCCAUGAACCCGGCCGCCAUGGCCGUUCCCAUGAUGCCACACAUGGCCAGCCAGCCGAGGACCAACCAGCCGCGGGGCAUCGUCAUGCCCGGCAUGGGCCAGGGAGUGCCCAGCAUGACCGCCUUUGGACAGAGCUCCGCCCAGGCAAUGGGAGGAGCAGGCCCGGGAGGCGGGGCCUACAUGUCAGGUGGUCAGCAGCAAGGCUACCAACGGACGUCCAGCCAGGACCUGAGCUAUGGUUAUGGCGGCCAAGCGGGGAGCGGGAGCGGGGUCUCGUUUGGACUGUCGGACGGGGCGGAGCUAGACUCAACGGACGGCUGGAUGGAGGAAUUUUUCCCCAGCCAAUAGCCAAUAUAUACACACGUUUGGGGGUUCACAUGUUUGGAUUGGCCAGAAAAAAAAGUGUA
This is a messenger RNA of Electrophorus electricus (electric eel), 4733 nucleotides long. It is a transcript of the gene maml3, whose product is annotated as mastermind-like transcriptional coactivator 3. Gene Ontology annotation, biological process: positive regulation of transcription of Notch receptor target; Notch signaling pathway. The record is from RefSeq and is a predicted model, not a curated record. Gene Ontology annotation, cellular component: nuclear speck; nucleoplasm. Gene Ontology annotation, molecular function: transcription coactivator activity. Lineage: Eukaryota; Metazoa; Chordata; Actinopteri; Gymnotiformes; Gymnotidae.